UUGCUCUGCCCACAGAAAUCACGGCAGGGGACAGGCACAGAGCAGGCUGGCAGUGGGAAGCAGCAGGCACCGAGCACAACUCCCCUCCUCUCCAGCCACCUCGUAUCUCGACAGUGAAAAAAUGUGCUACCCGGCUUUCUGGGGGAGAAUCUCGCUGCGGCAACAGCAUUCAUUCACUGAGAUCAACAGAAGAGAAGCGACGCCAAUCCGCGACCAGCAUGAGAGACGGAAUCUGUGCUGAAAAACACCCUGAGAAAAGCGGCCCUCCGAGAUUUCCCCACACGGCAGAAGACGACGCACAAGGCGCUCCAGGCAGCAACGCGCACGCACGGCUGUCCCCACGGGAGCCCCGCGCUCGGCUCUCCCGUGCCGCCUCCUCCCCCUCCCCCCGCGGCUGUCCCGGCGCGGCCGAGGCGGGGCGGGCCGGCCGUGACGCGUUUCCACCGCGACCGCUGGCAGCUGCGCGGCGGCCGGCAGGCCCGAUGGCGGCGGAGGCGAUCGAGUACGAGGCGGGGGAGCCGCACACCCGCGUGUUCCGCGUGGGCGCGCUGGGCAGCGGCUGGCGGCAGUGCCUGCAGCCCCGAGACCUUUCGCUGGCUGACGAGGAGGAGGAGGAGGAGGCGGCCGGGGCCGUGGCGGAGGAGCUGGGCUGCACGGCAGAGACGGCGGCCGAGCUGCGGGCCUUGUGCAGUGUUGAUACGUUAGUGUCUGCUGAUACAGAGAGGGACCCAGAAGCGAUUCCCGAAGACAGCGGGCUGGAAACUCUUCGGUUUAGGAAGAAGGCGCUGCGGAGGCGAGAAGAAAGGAUCGUCGUGGAUCGGGCUUGCAGACAGGAAACGCUGACUUACGAGAUGGAGUCGCACGCCAUUGGGAAGAGGCCUGAUGAUGCAGCAGACCUGGUGGAGGAGGGAGAGCUGCUUCUGACUCUGAACGUCUUCUAUCCCGUCAUCUUCCAGAAGCACAAGGAGCACAAGCCCUACCAGACAGUCCUGGUGCUGGGCAGCCAGAGGCUCACUGAACUCAGAGACUCCUUGUCCUGUGUUAGCGACCUGCAGAUUGGCGGGGAGUUCAGCAGCGAGCCGGACCGAGCGCCGGAGCACAUCAGCAAGGACCUCUACAAAUCUGCCUUCUUUUACUUUGAAGGCAUCUUUUAUAAUGAUAGCAGAUACCCAGAGUGCAGAGAUCUGAGCAGAACCAUUAUUGAGUGGUCCGAAUCUCGUGACAGAGGCUAUGGAAAUCUUCAGUCUGCCAAAAUGGAGGACUACACAUUCAAUGAUGUGUCCCUCAGAAUCGGCUAUCCGUACCUCUUCUGCCACCAAGGGGACUGUGAGCACAUCAUUAUCGUCACAGACAUACGACUUAUUCAUCAUGAGGACUGCCUGGACAGGAACCUCUAUCCGCUGUUAAUCAAAAAACACUGGUUAUGUACCAGAAAAUGCUUUGUGUGCAAAAUGUAUACAGCCAGGUGGGUAACCAACAAGGACAGCCUGGCACCAGAGGAUCCAUGUUUCUUCUGUGAUGUUUGUUUCCGAAUGCUCCAUUAUGAUGCAGAAGGCAAUAAACUGGGAGACUUCCUUGCAUAUCCCUACGUCGAUCCUGGGAUUUUCAACUAGAACUUACAUGAGCCAGAAUGGAUUCAGAUCUGACUCAUCUGACAGAUGAAACUGUUGCUCUAGCUGUUAAAACCACCAAACAGCUUGAGCGUUGGCCAUCCCAUAGGUUUUGGGGUUGGGCCUUUAUUCUUCUCCUCUGAGAAGGAAGGAGCCCUUUGCAUUUAAAGUGUAUCUGAUAUGCUUUCACAGUCACAGAGAUAAGCUAGCAUGGAAAAAUAUACUCAGAUGUGUAUUUUAAUAAAGUACAUUUUUCUAAUAUGUUUCAA
This is a messenger RNA of Tympanuchus pallidicinctus (lesser prairie-chicken), 1879 nucleotides long. RefSeq names its product small nuclear RNA activating complex polypeptide 3 (gene SNAPC3). Gene Ontology annotation, biological process: snRNA transcription by RNA polymerase II; snRNA transcription by RNA polymerase III. The record is from RefSeq and is a predicted model, not a curated record. Gene Ontology annotation, cellular component: snRNA-activating protein complex. The transcript has a single exon. Bases 219 to 1613 code for a protein of 464 amino acids. Gene Ontology annotation, molecular function: RNA polymerase II cis-regulatory region sequence-specific DNA binding; core promoter sequence-specific DNA binding; bent DNA binding. NCBI's taxonomy places the organism in Eukaryota, Metazoa, Chordata, Aves, Galliformes, Phasianidae.